GCUAGAAGAUCCCCAGUUCGCAUCCCACCCUCGGGAUCUUUCUGUAUGGAGUUUGCACAUUUUCCCUGUGCAUGCGUGGCUUUUCUCCGUGUACUCCGACUUCCUCCCACAGUCCAAAAACAUGCUGAGGUUAACCGGUGAUUCUAAACUGUCCGUUGGUUUGAAUGUGAGUGUGACCGUUUGUCUCUAUGUGUAGCCCUAUGAUAGACUGGUGACCUGUCCAAGUGUCUACUGCCUUCACCGUAAGUCAGCUGGGAGAGACUAGCCACCACUGCAACCCUAAUGAGGAUUAAGCAGUGUAUGGAUAUAAUUCACAUGUCUAUUAUCUAGUAUCUCUUUGUUUGUAACCACAGACUGGCGAUCUCUAAUUUGCAGCUUUGGCUGUUAAGUGUACCAGAGAAUAAAGUUGUAUUCCUAUAGCAAAAUAGUACUUGAGACCUGUGUAAGUAAAUUACAAUUGCUUAUACAGUGCUUCAGUACUUCCAUCACUCUAUUUACAUAGAUAGAUAGAUAGAUAGAUAGAUAGAUAGAUAGAUAGAUAGAUAGAUAGAUAGAUAGAUAGAUAGAUAGAUAGAUAGAUAGAUAGAUAGAUAGAUUAAACCUUUAUUGAUCCCACAGCGGGGAAAUUUACAGUGUAACAGCAGCAGAUGGAACAGUUUGAAUAAAAAAAAGAGAGCAGCACACAAUGCACACAGUGCAUAGAUAUAAAUAUUUUCUUCUUCUUUAUGGUUAUUUUAUGUUUCCACAUGCACAGUCUUACAGUAAGACAAAAAUAGUCAUGAUCAAUGCUGUAGUGUGUUUUUUUUAUUACUAACAGAUCCACCUCUAAACCCCAAAAUUACAAAAGUACCUAAACGCACCUAAACGGCCAGUGUCCCGAUUUUUUUCUGUAGCACUUGAAAGCAUCACUAUUGUUUACUUUCAAUGUGAAUCUCGUAACCUGAUUGGUCCGCCGUGAUUUGACGCGGGAAAACCGGAGCAAACUUCAGUGACUAACUUAGCUUCACUUUCUUUUCCCAUCAGUCCAACUCUUAAACUUGAAUUUUUUACUCAAAGAAUCCUGUAUACAAAGGUACAACAAAAUGUUUUACUACCCGAAUGUCCUCCAGCGUCCUACUGGAUGUUUUUCCACAAUUUGGUUAGCAGCUACUAGAGGUGCCAGGGUCACUCGCAGGGAGCUUCUCAGAGUCAAUAUCAAGCAAACCUGUAUGGACAUCAUGGAUUAUGUGACCGCACAGGUUCCUCCACCACAACCCAACCUGCCCAAGCCUCGGUUCAGUCUCUACCUGUCAUCCCAGCUACAGUAUGGAGUAGUUGUCGUCUACCACCGGCAGUGUGGCAUCCUGCUUGAGGAAGUCCAAAAAACCAUUGAUCGUCUGCUGCGCUCUAAGAGAUGCAUACAUAUUGACAUGGCUGAAUCUGACAGGAUUGGUUGGGAUGUUCCAGACAGCCUGUACAUGAUGGAGAAGGCUGAGGGAGCUCAGGAUCCCUUCUUCGGUCUAAUGGAAUUGUACCAACUCCCCAGCCCCUAUAAAAUACACCAGACACAGUUUGUGAUUGAAGAGAUGGGUUCACAGCACUCCCUGGUGCCCAAUCCCCACACCACACUUGACCAGAAUGCUUUCAGGUCAUCUCCAGCUGCCAUCACUAUGACAGAGAAGGAGCAGUUCGUCAUCACCGCUGCUGAGUAUUUUGAGGGAGACGACCUUCCUGAAGCCACAGACAGAGAGAUUCACUUGUUGAUGGAACAACCAGACCAUUUCCGUAGUGAAGUGAAGGGGAGACAAACAGAGAGGAGGAGCAGGGAACUUGAGGGAGCCAUGUCUUCUGUUGACCAGCUGAAGGAGUCAGUGUUGCGGACGGAGCAGGACAGUGUGUGGCUGCUGGACGAGGAGUCGGGUCAGCCUGUACAGGUUUCGAUGACAGCUGUUGCCUUGGAGAUGACCCCUGUGCAUGUUGCCAUGCCAACACCACCCUCCAGAGCAUCCGACAAAGUUGAGGUCAGAGGGACAGAAAGCCCCUGUGAGGAGAUGGUUGUUCCUCCUUUCAGGAAGCGAGGUGGACGAGGAAAGCGUCAGCUGGUUUUUGCCGACCCUGAGGUGCAGAUAUCUGACAGAGCAAUGAAGGAGCAGAUUGGAAACCCGCUGGCUGAGACACAAGACCUGUCGACGGUGUUGCUGGACCUGCCAUCUCUGACCAAGUGUGCAACUCCUGCUCAGCUCUUCAAUGCCCCCUGUGGAUCCCUCCUCAACGCUGACCUCAUGUCGCUAUGGAAACAGCAGGCCUCCAUCACUGUCCUGCCUGGACGUGGGGACAGACAGAGAGGAGAGGAGGAGGAGGAGGAGGAGGAGGAGGAGGAAGAAGAGGAGGCGAGAGGGGAGUCAGAGCAGGACAGAGAGAUACUGAGGAUGGAUAGGAAGAGGAGGCGCUCAGGCAUGAAGGAGAUGUCCAGUGAAUCAGGACUGCUACCUGUAGAAGGCUCAUCUGUGUUAGAUGUGAUCCUGGACAUGUCCAAAGAAGACAAAUCUGCAAGUGAUAUGAUUACUCCUGUCAGCAGAUGGUCACCGCAGGAAGAUAUCCAACCACCAAUGGAGCCUAUAGCCGAGGAAAAUAUUCAGCUGCCUGAGGCUCUGACUGACACAGAGAGCAGGAACAUGCUGAGGUACUACUAUACGCAUUCAAAUGGAUCAGCUUCAUCCUGCAGAGGUUUGGAAAAGUCACCUUUGAUUCUCUGCUGCCCCCGGAGACCCACCGCUCCACUGCAGCUCACACACUCUACAAACUGCUGGAGCUGCUGUCUGCUGGACAGGCGACUGCACAUCAGACUGAACCAUACAGUGACAUCGGUAUAAAGCCUGCAGGGCUCGGUGUGGAUGUCUGAACAACCACAGCGUUCAGCUCAAGCCCCACAGAGUUACAGUUUCUGUUCCUGUUUUUAGCCACUGUCAGAAGAUAAUCCGUCUUUCACUUUUUAUCACCAACACAUCAUCAGUUAUCAUUGUUUUUAUGCAUAUUUUUCAAAAAUCUUCAGGAGAGUAAAGCAUUGAGCUGUACUAAUUGUAUUUUUAAGAAUGGUUAAAACUAUUUAAAUCUUGCUGGUUGUAUUUUUGAACAGUUUGUUAGUGUUACUGAAGUCUGAAACUAGCAGGUUUUGUUGAGGAGUUUGUAUGUUUGUAUGGACUUUUGUCCUUUUAAAUGAUUUUAAGCUACAGUUUUUAUACAGUUUGUAUCUGCUACAUGAAUAGUUAUCUUUUUAAGUACUUCAACUUUUAAUAAAC
Amphiprion ocellaris (clown anemonefish) is the source of this 3278-nucleotide messenger RNA. RefSeq names its product REC8 meiotic recombination protein b (gene rec8b). Bases 1083 to 2852 code for a protein of 589 amino acids. The transcript has 18 exons. Gene Ontology annotation, cellular component: synaptonemal complex; cohesin complex. Gene Ontology annotation, biological process: synaptonemal complex assembly; replication-born double-strand break repair via sister chromatid exchange; mitotic sister chromatid cohesion. The record is from RefSeq and is a predicted model, not a curated record. Lineage: Eukaryota; Metazoa; Chordata; Actinopteri; Pomacentridae. Gene Ontology annotation, molecular function: protein binding; chromatin binding.